CGGUUGGGAGGCUGCCAAGCCCUGUAUGGAAGACAAACAUUUUCUUGCUUUCUGGCCCUAAUAUUGACGUUCUCCCUUCUCCCUCGGAUGUACAAAGACUGAAGAACCAUGGAUUAGGCAACCCUGUGCAUGAGGGGACAGAAACCAGGAGCUCUAAAAUUAACCUGAAUUGGAGCUUGUCUGAACUGAACAACUUUGUGUGUCAAAGCUACCCACACAUUAGCCUAAAUCUGGUUGGCUUUGAACUGGCAAGAGCUGGAAAAGGACGAAAGGUAAAAAAAUUACAGGUGAAUUCUGUGAGGGAGCUGAAGGAAAAGGUUGGCAAAAGCAGACUCUACAUUCUACCACGAGCAGAUGUGUCACAGGAAACCUACUCAACAGCAGCAAUGUCCAGGACCUUGUUUCCAGAACCCUCAACUGCACCAGAAGUACAGAAUAUCUCUCCAGAGGUUGAGAGGACCACCGGAAAUUUGGGGGAAGAGCAGACACUUCUAGAUUGGCGAUCUCUGCGGUCCCAGCAAGACAAAGACUAUGAAGAGUCUUUGUUAGCAGACCAAGAAAAAGAAAGGAGAAGACAGUGUUACAAGGCCUUGGAGGAAAGACGCAUAAAGGCAAUUGAAGAACGCCGGCAAAGACUGGCGGUACAUGAAGAACCCUCAACUGGACUGCUUUUGAAGUUCAAAUAUCCAAAUGGAUUUAUCACAAAGAGAACAUUCAAUGUGUCUGAUCCAAUUCAGUUCUUGUUUGACUUUGUCGGACAAGAUGAAAUGGCCAGUGAAAUAUUCAGUGUUCAACAAGCAACGUCAUCCACACCAAUUGAGAGUACCUCAUCAGGCUCACUGAUGGAUCAUGGCAUAACAACAUCUGUAACUUUGUACGUGCUUUGGAUUUCAACUGUAGAUAUUCAGGAAAGGUAUCCAGUUCAGGCGAAUGUAGUGCAGGAACAGUCGCUGUCUCAGCAAGCACAGACAUCUUUGUCAGCCCAGUCACCACUGGCCCCAACAUCUCCUCAAUGGCUGUCGACCAUGCCUAACUCCUUAGAAACAUCAACUUCAUUCUCCUCCCAGUCGCCUGUGUUCCACCCCUCCACUCAAGUACAACCAGAUUUGCUGUCUUCAGAAGUUUCUUUGGUUGCAACCUCAAGGCUGCCCCUCUCCCCCCACUCUACCCUGACUCCACAGGUGAUUACCAUUGAGGACCAGGCACCAACUUCUCCAUUAACUGAGCAAACUAUAAUUCUACUGGAAGACGAAGAGCCACCUGAUUCUCAACAUCCACCAGAGUUGCCUUUGGAUGAAACAGAUCUUCAGACUAUAUUAGCAAAACUAUACAGCAAGGUUGAUAUGACUUCCUGUCCUACAAGCAACCAAAUAAAUGUGUGCAGGGACAGGAUUUUAGAAUGUAGCCUGCAUGCCUUCAGAAGACGCCGUUUUGAUCCAGCAGCAAAACUGGAUGUUGUUUUUGUGGAUGAAGAGGACACCGCUGAAGGGGCAGUUGAUGAAGGUGGUCCCACACGAGAAUAUCUACGACUUUUAAUGAGGGCCAUUCAUCAAUCAAAUGUCUUUGAGGGGCAUGAGAAUGACCGCCAUCUAGCUUUGAACACAAGUGCGCUGGAGUUAAAGAUGUACAGCUGUAUUGGAAAAAUGAUAUCAGUCUGUUUGGUGCAUGGAGGCAUUGGACCACAUUUCUUCUCUCAAAGGCUGUAUGACCACAUUUGUGGCACAUUGUCUAAACCUACCCUGGUUGAGGAAGUUGUUAACCAUUCUUUCAGACAGCAGUUGAUUGAAAUUAAGGAUGCAAACACAGUUGUGGAAGCAAACGAAGCCAUUAUGCAGGCUGCAGAUACCUUGAGCAUUAUUGGAGCAUUAAGGCGUGUAACUACUCUGGAAGAGAGGGACUCCCUCGUGCAAUCUGCUGCAGACUUCUUUGUAAAUGGUCGAGUGUGCGCUGGGUUGCAACAGUUUAUGGAAGGUUUGAAGAGUCUGAAUGUGCUGGACGAGAUUCAGAAAAACCCUGCAGUCUUUCAUGAAUUGUUUGUCUGUGAGGAGAAACCACUCUUGGCACGGGACCUGUACACACUUUUCCAAGUGUGUUUUUCUGUGCAAGGCAGCAAUAAAAGGAGGAUAGAAAAUCUAACCAUAUGCUACUGGAGAGACUGGUUGGUGGAUAUUGAAGAAGGAGAAUGCAGUCCCAUGACUCUUGAAAUGCUUCUGGAGUUUGCUUCUGGAGCAUCCAAGGUACCUCCACUGGGCUUUCCCCAUCGUCCACAAAUUGAAUUCCUCCAUGAGGCUAACAAAGUCUUCCCAGAAGCAAAUACUUGCCUUAUAGUACUCCGGCUUCCUGUACACUCGGACUAUGAGUCUUUCACAAAGUACAUGACCGACGGGGUGCUGCAGGCACCUACCUUUGGUGUUGCAUAAUCAGCUAAUAAGCAGUUAUUUUAAGAAAAGAAAAAAAAAAAGUUGAAAUGUUUUCAAAAGUUAAUUGUUUUAAAGCAAGUUACAGUAUUAUUGUACAGUUAAUGUAAUGGCCAAACUUGGAAAACAUUGAAAUGUAAAUUCAAUAAUUGCACUUAUUAUUUUUCUUAUUUUUGCAAAUAGAUCUCUUAUUAAUCACUUUAUGGUUUCA
Molecule: messenger RNA, 2628 nt
Organism: Cyprinodon variegatus (sheepshead minnow)
Lineage: Eukaryota; Metazoa; Chordata; Actinopteri; Cyprinodontiformes; Cyprinodontidae
Product: G2/M phase-specific E3 ubiquitin-protein ligase-like
Exons: 13
Coding region: 387-2420 (677 amino acids)
Biological process (GO): protein polyubiquitination; positive regulation of protein catabolic process
Cellular component (GO): endoplasmic reticulum; nucleus
Molecular function (GO): ubiquitin binding; ubiquitin-protein transferase activity
Source: RefSeq, a predicted model, not a curated record